Molecule: messenger RNA, 3589 nt
Organism: Neoarius graeffei (lesser salmon catfish)
Lineage: Eukaryota; Metazoa; Chordata; Actinopteri; Siluriformes; Ariidae
Gene: mov10a
Product: Mov10 RNA helicase a
Exons: 22
Coding region: 52-3078 (1008 amino acids)
Molecular function (GO): RNA binding; 5'-3' RNA helicase activity; ATP hydrolysis activity
Source: RefSeq, a predicted model, not a curated record
CGGUUAUUAUUCUGCAGCGGAAUCGAAACCGGAGCGGCGGUUAGCAGAACGAUGUCUUCACUCAGAGAAGUUUAUGAAGUUGGCUUAGAUUUCAUCGAGUUUUUGGGGGAAAGAAGAUCAAAGACGGACAAAAAAGAGCUACGAGACAUUUACAACUCGGAGUUCAGAAGGGAAAAAGGACCUAAUUUUUGUAGGUUGGUCAACGCCUUGGUAUGGUUCAACAAAGCCAGUAUGAGGCAGGGAAAACUUGUCCUGCAUGCCAAAACUCAGGUACGCCUGUACUACUGUGAUCAGUGGAGAUCCAGCCCACGCUCAAAUCCGACUGUAGGCUCGAGACCUGAUCAUGAAGGCAACACAGCUCCAGAGUCUAGACAAGGUGUCCUUUACUCAUCACCCAAAGUCAACCCCGUCCUCACGCCAAAGAGAAAACUUGCUCAGGAAAUCCUUAAAAAACUCAGGACAAACAGACCACAGCUUAUUUCUGACAAGGGAAGCAUCGAGAUUACAUCUUCUCCUCCCAGCAAAAAUGGAAAAGUUGUGCUCAAUAUUGAGCUUCUAGACACAGUGUGUGUGGUGACGUUCCAGAUUGUAAAUAAAGGGCAAAAGUGCAUUCACUUCACCUUCUACACCGCACUGCACAAGAUACGCUGCUUCACUUUAGUCGAUGAGAGGCGAGUGAGCAGGGUUUCCCCUCUGCUCCUUUGUCCAGGUGAGAGCUAUGCAGUUGAGGUGAAGUACCAAGUUCAUCACUAUGGCUGCUUCCCAGCCACCAUGUACUUUGAGUUCUGCCCCGAGUCUGAGUCUUCAGACCCCCCCAAACCUUUCUGCAUUGUGAGGGAGAUUGAGGCAAUGGUGCACACUCAGCUGGGCACUGAGCUGGGCCCAACAAGUCCGUAUAGACCCAGAAAGAGAGGGCAGACACGCCCCGAGGACCGAGUGGUAGAGGACGGUGUGCCUCCUAAGAGCAGCAUAACACAUGCUUUAAUACCGACCAUGAAGCUGAAGCCCUAUGAGUACUCCACUUACUUGAAGAACUUGGUCCGACACUGGGAUGACAUUGAGAAACUUUCCUCUACAGCGAGGCAGCAGCUUCCCAGAGUGAGAGGUGUGUUGGAGAAGCCCCUGUCUAUAAAGAAGUACGCUGAACGUUUCCACCUUGUCCUGCACCUAGAGGAGAUUCAAAUGGAAGAAGAUAUAAAGAAGUAUGAUCUGUAUGGCCAGACCAUGAAACAGGACAAAACUAACAAAAACCUACUUGUACUGCAGGUACCUGGAGUGGCAGAGAACAGGCCGUCUGUGCUAAGAGGAGAUGACUUGACUGUUUAUUUGUCUGAAGAUAAAACCCAGCCUAUCACCACGUACAAAGGCUAUGUUCAUCGUGUAGAGUUGGAGAGUGUUAAGCUGGGAUUUUCGAAGAAGCUUCUACAGAAGUUCAUUGCCAAUAUGAAGUUCAACGUGGAGUUCAGCUUCAACCGUUUCCCACUUAGACUCCAGCAUCGAGCUGUACAGCUGGCUGCUGAACACGGGCUGGGAGAUGUGUUGUUUCCCACUCACAAUGGAGUCAAGCAGGCAGCAUUGCCAAAGCUAAAGAUGUACAACCGAGAUCUGGAGACCAACCCUGAGCAGAAGGCGGCUGUGCAACACAUUUUGUCUGGCCAGUAUAAACCUGCCCCAUACCUGAUCUUUGGCCCACCUGGCACAGGAAAAACUGUCACUCUGGUGGAGGCCAUAAAACAGGUGAAUAAAUCUGGUCCUGGUGUCCAUGUUCUGGCCUGUGCUCCUUCUAAUAGUGCUUGUGAUCUGCUCUGUGAGAGGUUGCUGGGAUUCGUGGAUACUCACCGUCUGUUUCGUCUCUAUGCCAGCAGUAGGGACCCCCGUGCUGUACCACAGAAACUACUGAAAUGCAGUAACUGGGUUGAAAGUCAGGGCAGUUUCAUCCUGCCCCCUAAAGAAACUCUAAUGAAGUACACCAUCAUUGUGGUCACGCUCAUCACUGCUGGAAGGCUUGUAACGGGAGGCGUCCCAGUGGGUCACUUCACACACAUCUUCAUAGAUGAGGCCGGACAAGCUGUGGAACCUGAAUGUGUUGUCGGAAUUGCAGGUCUUCUCCAUCCUGAGAAGAGCCACCUGAUUUUGGCUGGAGACCCUAAGCAGCUCGGCCCUGUCCUUAGAUCUCCACUGGCUCAACAACACGGACUGGGGCUUUCGUUGUUGGAAAGACUGAUGACCCAAAACCCGCUCUAUCAGAAGAACCAAGAUGACCACCAGAAUUACGACACUUGCUUUGUCACCAAGCUACUACGUAACUACAGGUCUCAUCCUGCCAUUCUGAAAAUCCCUAAUGAACUUUUUUAUGAAGAUGAGCUACAAGUGUUUGCAAAUCAGAUGGAGCGAGAGGCCUUCUGCCAGUGGGAGCACCUUCCGAAAAAGGGCUUUCCAGUGAUAUUCCAUGGGGUGAUGGGAAAAGAUGACAGAGAAGCAAACAGUCCGUCCUUUUUCAAUGUGAACGAGAUAGAGGUUCUCGUCAGCUACCUCAAAAAACUCCUGCAAAGUCAUGGAAAGAAAGGUCUGCCCAAACUCCAUGCCACUGACAUUGGCAUCAUUGCUCCCUACAGGAAGCAAGUGGAGAAAAUGCAGAAAGCUCUCAAAACAGUAAAAGAACUACAUCAGUGGAAAGACAUUAAGGUGGGCUCAGUGGAGGAGUUCCAGGGUCAGGAGAAAAUGGUGAUCAUGGUGUCUGCGGUCAGAAGCAGCAACAACUAUGUGAAGAUGGACCAAGAGUUUAACAUUGGUUUCCUUACAAAUGAGAAGAGGUUUAACGUAGCCAUGACCAGAGCCAAAGCUCUGCUCAUAGUGGUAGGAAACCCUGUCAUCCUGAGCAAGAAUCCCACCUGGCAGAGUUUUUUUCAGUACUGUGGGCAAGAGCAGGGCUACACUGGCUUUGACUACAGGGAUUUUGAGGGGGAGGAUGAUGUGGUGACUCGGCUGGCAUCUUUAAAAAUCAGCACCUCAACUGAUGAAAUAGAAGAGAGUGCAGUGCAACAGCAGGUGCAUCCUGAGUGGAGGAGCGAACAGUGAAACGUUUCCAGAUCAACCAUCAGCUCAAUGAGAAACUGAGCAGUGGCCGUUGAAGCACAUUCCUCUAAACUGCUGUUUAUAAAGAAAGCAGAAAGAUAAGCAUUAAUACUAACCAUAAUACUAACUCUAUUCAUGCUGACAUAAAAUACUUUUACAUUUUUCAAUAAGAGACCACAAAUUGAAAGUCAUAGUACAUGUUCCAAGCUUAAAUAGUAAAUUUAACAAUCCAGCACUGAGUCCAAAGUCCUUUCUAUGCUUGUGAUUUCUUGCUUUCAGAAUGAUUUGUUGAACUUUAGAAUCUUUACAUGGCUAUAUGUAAUUUUGAUAAGCUUUUUUGAUCUAGUUUAAAAAGAGUGAGCCGUUUUAAAGCCUUAAUCUAUUCUAGAUUUUGGGGGGGGGAAGAACCCAAGUGAUCCAGAAUGGGGGAAAGUUAUUUUAAAUUUUUCCAUGCUCUGUUCACACACUUUCACAGAACUUGGGCAUUAAAUACAAUAAAGUACUUUUAUAUAAA